This is a messenger RNA of Heteronotia binoei (common prickly gecko), 902 nucleotides long. RefSeq names its product NK2 homeobox 5 (gene NKX2-5). The coding region runs from base 1 to 879 and encodes 292 amino acids. Gene Ontology annotation, molecular function: DNA-binding transcription factor activity, RNA polymerase II-specific; RNA polymerase II cis-regulatory region sequence-specific DNA binding. Gene Ontology annotation, biological process: regulation of transcription by RNA polymerase II; cell differentiation. The transcript is spliced from 2 exons. Lineage: Eukaryota; Metazoa; Chordata; Lepidosauria; Squamata; Gekkonidae. Gene Ontology annotation, cellular component: nucleus. The record is from RefSeq and is a predicted model, not a curated record.
AUGUUCCCCAGCCCGGUGGCCAGCAGCACGCCUUUCUCGGUCAAGGACAUCCUCAGCCUGGAGCAGCAGCAGCAGCAGCCCGGCGCCUUGGCCUCGCUGGAGCUCUCGGGCCUGGCCUCGCCGCCGCCCUCUUGCAUGCUGGCCGCCUUCAAGCAGGAGACCUACCCGCCGACGGCCCAGGAGGCGCCCAAGGGCAACGCGCCUUUCCCCGACGGCCCCUUCUACGCCCACAUGGACGCGGCCAAGGAGCCCAAGGCCGACAAGAAAGAUCUGUGCGCCCUGCAGAAGUCCCUGGAGCAGGAGAAGAGGGAGGCCGAGGAUCCCGAGCGGCCCCGGCAGAGGAAGCGCCGGAAACCCCGCGUGCUCUUCUCGCAGGCGCAGGUGUACGAGCUGGAGCGCCGCUUCAAGCAGCAGAAGUACCUCUCGGCCCCGGAGCGGGACCACCUGGCCAACGUGCUGAAGCUGACUUCCACGCAGGUGAAGAUCUGGUUCCAGAACCGCCGCUACAAGUGCAAGCGGCAGCGGCAGGACCAAAGUCUGGAGCUGGUGGGCCUCCCCCCUCCGCCGCGGCGCAUCGCCGUGCCCGUGCUGGUCCGCGACGGCAAGCCCUGCCUGGGGGACUCCUCGCCCUACAGCUCCCCCUACAACGUCAGCCUCAACCCCUACCCCUACAGCGCCUACCCGCCCUACAGCGGCUACAACGGCGCCGCCUGCAACGCCACCUACAGCUGCAGCUACCCGGGCGUGCAAGGCGUCCAGCCCGCGCCCGCCGGCGGCAACUUCAUGAACUUCGGCGUGGGAGACUUGAACCCCGUGCCCACCUCCAUCCCGCAAGGGACCGCGGGCAUGGCCACCUUGCACGGCAUCCGCGCCUGGUAGGAGUCCCGGAGCCGUCGUCCCCA